GGCGCGCAGGCGGUCUGCUGGUCCCCCGGGGCCGCUGGGCACACGGGGGCGGCGUCCCCGCAGAACCUGCGGGUGGAGGGGGCUUACUGGUCGUCGGGUAGGAAGACCCUUACCCGUCUUCACGUCCCAGACAAGCCUUGGUGCUUGGCUUCGGAGCUCCCCAGAGCCGUUUGUCCCAGCCAUCAGCUGCAAGACCUUCACUUGCCUCCAUUCUCUGAGCAGCAGGAUCUGAGAGUCCAGGAGCAUCAGUGAAGGGAAGAUGUCUAAUGAACCACCCCCUCCUUAUCCUGGGGGCCCUACAGCCCCCCUUCUAGAGGAGAAAAGUGGAGCUCCACGUACCCCAGGCCGCACCUCCCCAGCUGUGAUGCAGCCCCCACCAGGCAUGCCACUGCCCCCUGCAGACAUUGGUCCGCCACCCUAUGAGCCACCAGGCCACCCAAUGUCCCAGCCUGGAUUCAUUCCCCCCCAUGUGGGUUCAGAUGGCACCUACAUGCCUCCAGGUUUCUACCCUCCUCCAGGACCUCAUCCACCCAUGGGCUACUACCCACCAGGACCCUACCCACCAGGGCCCUACCCAGGUCCAGGGGGCCACACGGCCACCGUUUUGGUCCCUUCAGGGGCAGCCACCACGGUGACAGUCCUACAAGGAGAGAUUUUUGAAGGUGCACCGGUACAGACGGUGUGUCCUCACUGCCAGCAGGCCAUCACCACCAAGAUCUCCUAUGAGAUCGGCCUGAUGAACUUUGUGCUGGGUUUCUUCUGCUGCUUCAUGGGGUGUGAUCUGGGCUGCUGCUUGAUCCCUUGCCUCAUCAAUGACUUCAAGGAUGUGACACACACAUGCCCCAGCUGCAAAGCCUACAUCUACACAUACAAGCGCUUGUGCUAACGGAGCAAGGCUCGGACUCCCCCACCUAUCAAUCUGGCCCCCCGUGCUUUGCUCCCCAUGCUCAGUGGUCGCUUCCCUACUCCCAUACCCUGGGUUUGGAAGCUGUGCCACCAUCCCCAGAAAUCCUGUCCUCACCCUGCCCUACCCUGAGCAUCUGACUCUUCCAACAAAAAAUGUUGGAUUUAAAGGCCAAAGGCCAGUAGGUGGCAGAGGGGUGGCACUGAACUUGUGCAUUGCUGGUUGUUUGGCAUUUCUGAUCUAGAAGAUAAUCUGGGAAAGUUCUCCUACAGGGGUCUUUAGUCCUCCAUUUCCGUCCAAGGUCCAGUCUUGGUCCUGGCUUUCCCUGGGACCAAAAGCAACUCAAGCAGUAGUGGGUCCCAGUCUGAGGGCUGUGCCUGGAGCCACAGUUUCUGAUAUGUUGGGCCUAGAAUGAGCGUUGCCAAGCUGAGUGGACCCAAGCAGGACAGGGUCUUGAGGCCUGGGUUUGUUACAGGACGUUGUCCCUCUAGGGUACUACAGGCAAGACAACAGAAAUAGUGACAGCCAACUCUGGCCCUCAGAACUCUCAGGUAUGGAAACCCAGGAUCUCAAACCCCCUGUCCAAGUGCCCAAAAGCUGCCUGGUGUAAGGUAGAAAGGAUGCUAGGCAAAUCAUAGCCCUGGUAGCCAAGAAGGACUCUCCCUUGCCCCUUGCAGCUUUCAAGGUGGUGUACAGACUCCCUUUCUGGCCACACUUGUGAACCCCUGUAUUUUCUGGGGCCAGAAGGAAUACCAUGAGCCUAGUGUCUCCUGUUUACCCUCUGUCCUCUCUGUGUGUGGGUGUGACCUCUGGUGGCUGCUAUGUCCCAACUGGGACAGAUGGCAGGUUCACUGGGAUAUGCAACGCCCUCUCCAUUGGCUCACUUCCAGAAAGCACUGGGCCCUCCUUUGCUUGUGGCUGCCGCUGUUGCUGUGCUGGCCCCUGCACUGGACUGGGGACCAGGAAGGAGCAGCUGAGUAGUAGGGGUACUUACUCUGGUGGACACCAGCCCUGUUGGGGUGCAAGCCCAGACCUGUCUUUGCUUUCCGAAUGGUUGGUAUGUGGAUGCUAUAUCCUGUUGCUGUCCCUCUCCUGGUCUCGCACUGCCAUUGCAUGGCCUCUUGUCACUGUGAAUUGUGGCCUGGUCUCAGUUUGUAGUUCCUCAUUAAAAUGGCCCUUUCACUCCCCUGGCCUGGGCCUCUGCUCUCUUGCCUGGCUUCCUUCUUUCUGGGGAAGAGAGGGUGGGGCUAUAGUAGUCUUAAUUCAGGCAGGGCUUGAGCCCAACUACCUGGGAGACAAUAUUAAUAUUUAAGGACCUAAUUAUGGCAAAUCAGAGUCAGAUAUAGACAAAUCCCAGGGAAUCCUGCAGUGACUAGCCAGCACACUAGUGCUCUCAGCACUAGCUGUAAAGUCACCUUACUCUUUCUGAUACUGGUUCUAGCCAUCUAUGCUCCUUGGAAUUUGCCUCAAAGGAUCUAUAAACUGGAGACCCCUUUCCCUCCAAGUUUUGGCUUGCCUUUCUUCUACCUUGUAGAUGUUACUCUUGGUCCUUUAGCAGGAUAGAGCCACUGAGCCAAGGCUUAUGGUCUGAAAGUAAUGGAGUACAGUCUCGGGCACCCAAGUUCAAAGCUGUGAAUGUGAUAGACUCAGUUUCUGUAGUUUUCCCGCCAUUUCACAACCUUUUUUCGAAUAAAACUUUUAAAAGUAA
Dipodomys spectabilis (banner-tailed kangaroo rat) is the source of this 2612-nucleotide messenger RNA. It is a transcript of the gene Cdip1, whose product is annotated as cell death inducing p53 target 1. The record is from RefSeq and is a predicted model, not a curated record. NCBI's taxonomy places the organism in Eukaryota, Metazoa, Chordata, Mammalia, Rodentia, Heteromyidae. Gene Ontology annotation, molecular function: zinc ion binding. The transcript is spliced from 6 exons. Bases 260 to 886 code for a protein of 208 amino acids. Gene Ontology annotation, biological process: tumor necrosis factor-mediated signaling pathway; intrinsic apoptotic signaling pathway in response to DNA damage by p53 class mediator.